This is a messenger RNA of Medicago truncatula (barrel medic), 3066 nucleotides long. RefSeq names its product mediator of RNA polymerase II transcription subunit 16. Gene Ontology annotation, cellular component: mediator complex. Bases 53 to 2839 code for a protein of 928 amino acids. Gene Ontology annotation, biological process: regulation of DNA-templated transcription. The transcript has 10 exons. Lineage: Eukaryota; Viridiplantae; Streptophyta; Magnoliopsida; Fabales; Fabaceae. The record is from RefSeq and is a predicted model, not a curated record.
GUCAGGGCAUUGAUGUAUUGACUUGCAAUUUGAACUCUAAUAGUUAAUAAACAUGGGAGCACAUAUAUAUAGAUAUUGUAACGUUCAAUGUGAUCUGUCUUUUAAUCCGAGUUACUUUUUUGAAAUACAGUAUAGGUGGCUUUCAUCAAAAGCAAGCGCUCCGACCGAUUCGAAGUCAACAUUUGUGGAAAAGUUUAUUUCACAACAACCUGAAACUUCAGCUAGAUGGCCCAAGUUUCUCUGUGUCUGUUCUGUAUCACAAUCAGGAAAGGUUCAACUUCAUUGGUCCCAAAGGCCUCCUACUCAGAAUGCAACACCGCCCAAAUGGUUUUGCACUAGUAAAGGGCUAAUAGAAUGUGGGCCAAGUGGGAUUAUAGCUGCUGAUGCUAUCAUCACAGACAGUGGUAUGUUACACGUGGCCGGUGUGCUAGCUUUUAGUCCAGCUACCGUUAUAGUAUGGGUGGUUUUGCCUGGACAGGGAAAUGGUCUGGAAUUUUCUCCCAAGACAAGUAUUACAACUUCAGCACCUCUUAGCCCACCCAACUGGAUUGGUUUUGCCCCUUUACCUGCCUUUUUGUUCAGUUGGCAAGAUCAAUCUAUACCACUUCACUGCUCAACAGUUUCAAAUUUUUCAGCAUAUGUGAGUUCUGAAGCUGCACCCUCUACCCAGUGUUGUGGUGUAGCAGGGGUAGCCUUUGAUCCAACGCGUGGUGGUUCUGUGAUAGCUGCUGUUGUAGUUGAGGGGAAGUACAUGUCCCCUCAUGAUCCAGAUGAGAGCCUGUCAAUCACAGGGUGGAGAGUCCAACGAUGGGAAUCAUCUUUCCAGCCUGUUGUCCUCAAUCCAAUAUUUGGAAGUAUGGAUGGAAAUCCUCCUAUGCGUACGGUUUGGGAGUCCAAAGUGGACAUUAGUAUACCAGCAACAGACGAUAAGUCAAAAGGGAUCCAUUUCAAUCCUUUUGAUCUUCCAAAAUAUCUUGGGACCCUCGCACGAGUUGUUUUCUCAGCUCAAGGUGGUGAAAUUGCCGUUGCUUUUUUUCAAGGCCGGGUACGCAUAUUUUCUGGUUCGAAUUUUGAACCUGUAACCAACUAUGAGAUUAAUGUUGGAUCAUCAAUUUCUGUUCCUGCUUUUUCUGCAACAAGCUGCUGUUCAGCUUCUGUUUGGCAUGACACAAGCAAGGGUGAGGCCAUGCUGAAAAUAAUCCGAGUUCUUCCUCCACCUUUUCCAAUUGGUCAAGAGAAAGCAACCUCAUCAACUUGGGAACAUGCAAUUUCUGAAAGGUUCUGGUUUAGCCUUUUGGUUGGAGUUGAUUGGUGGGAUGUUGUGGGUUGUACACAGAGAGCUGCUGAAGAGGGUAUUGUUUCAGUCAACGGUGUUAUUGCAGUCUUAGAUGCGGAUUUUCAUUCCCUUCCUACUGCUCAGCACAGACAACAGUACUGUCUUGGUCUAGACAUGAUAAAGUGCAGGCUACUUGUAGGAUCAAAUGCUCAAGAGGUCAGGGCAACGGUUCUUGAUAUGCAAGCUAGGGUGUUGCUAGAUAUGCUCGGGAAGGGAAUUGAGUCCGCCUUAAUAAAUCCUUCAGCUUUAUUGCCUGAUCCAUGGCAGGCAUCCGAGGAGAUACUAUCCAACUUUGACAUGGAAGAAAUGGCUGUUGAACCUGAACUAACUCCAUGUAUUCAGGCCUAUGUUGAUUCAGUUAUUGAUCUGGCAUCACAUUUGAUCACUCGGUUGCGGCAUUAUGCUAAGAUUUUUCGUACAUUGGCAAAUCAAGCUGUCACUGUAGCCAGCGGAAGCACAUCUGGUGGAGUGCCCAACCUAACUCUUAAUCCCUCCAUCAGUGGUCCUUCAUCCUUAAUGCUCAUAAGCAUUAAUACAGGAACUUUUCCUGGAACACCUGCAGUUCGACUUAUUGGGGACUGUCAUUUCCUUCAUAGGUUAUGCCAACUUUUGUUCUUCUGCUUUUUCUUUAAACGGUCACAACUUGCCCGCUAUAAGAGUGGUUUGCGGAGAACUGCUGAGACAAGUUUGGUUAGGUCAAAUGACGGUCAGACAGGUCGGGAUAGACAGAUUGUGCCUGGAUCAAAAGGAGGUGAAGAACCGUCUCCAGGGCCUGUAAGACUUGGUAAUGGAAAUGCAGGCCAAGGGUAUAGUGUGGAAGAGGUCAAGGUUAUUUUUCAAGUACUUUUGGAUCUCUGUCGCCGAACUUCCGGGCUGCAACACCCCUUGCCGGUUUCUCAGGUGGGGAGUAGCAACAUUCAGGUUCAGCUACAUUAUAUUGAGGGGAGCUACACUGUGCUGCCAGAGGUUGUGGAAGCAUCCCUUGGCCCAUAUAUGCAGAACAUGCCUCGUCUUGGAGAUGCAGAUGACACUGGUCUUCUACUACGCGAGCUACAACUCCACCCUCCAGCAGAAGAGUGGCAUCAACUUAAUAUGUUUGUCAGACCUUGUACUGAUUCAAAUGAUACACCAAAACCCUUUAGGUCAAAUCCACUUGAUUCCAGGUCAUUGGAAAGUAACGAUAUCGAUUAUGGAACCAAUGGCUUGCGGCCAAAGAAGCGCAGGAUGAUUGAGCGAGAUGCAGCUUUCGGGUUGAACACUUCACUCGGUUUGGGAGCUUAUCUUGGAAUAAUGGGAUCUCGAAGAGAUGUCAUUACUACAUCAUGGAAGACUGGCCUUGAAGGGGUCUGGUACAAGUGCAUAAGAUGUAUGAGGCAGACUUCUGCUUUUACUUCCCUAGGUUCCGCCAACAUUCCCCAUCAAAAUGAGCGGGAGAGUUGGUGGGUCAGCCGCUGGGCCUACAGCUGUCCCAUGUGUGGUGGAAGAUGGGUCCGAGUUGUAUAGCUGUUGUUCUUUUGGAACUUGGUAUCCGACUCAAAUAUCGACUAAAUUGUAUAGGGAAGAAGUGAUAUAGAUUUACUUGAUAGGCAGGAUGCGGAGGAUAGUGUUAAAAUCUACCCAAUUUUAUUUAUCUUUUACAAGUUAAGUAUGCUUUUAUAUUUAGUUGCUCUAAUGAGUCUCAGGAAAAAUGAACGAUAAAGUGUUUGCAAAUAACUCAAUUUGGCGCUCAA